GCCAAUCCCGGGCCGCUCCUCCCCCGCACACAGCGAUCACUUCCUCAUUCUGGCCCGGAGCAGUGACGCCCUCAUCUCGGGCUAUUAGCAGAUAUCUACCCCCGGGAUACCAGCUGUGCCGCCGCGUACACCAUGUCCAAGCCGCCCCCCAAACCCGUGAAGCCAGGGCAAGUGAAAGUGUUUCGGGCUUUGUACACCUUUGAGCCUAGAACGCCUGAUGAACUAUACUUCGAUGAAGGGGAUAUUCUUUAUAUUUCAGAGAUGAGUGAUUCCAACUGGUGGAAGGGCACCUGUAAGGGAAAAACUGGACUUAUACCAAGUAAUUAUGUUGCAGAACAGGCUGAAUCUAUUGAUAAUCCACUGCACGAAGCAGCUAAAAGAGGUAACCUUAGCUGGUUAAGAGAGUGUUUAGAAAACAGAGUAGGAGUCAAUGGUUUGGACAAAGCUGGAAGCACUGCUUUAUAUUGGGCGUCUCAUGGAGGACAUAGAGAUGUUGUAGAAGUUUUGCUGACACAGCCAAACAUUGAACUCAACCAACAGAACAAGCUCGGUGACACAGCUCUGCAUGCUGCUGCAUGGAAAGGAUAUGCCGACAUUGUAGAAUUGUUGCUUUUGAAAGGUGCAAGAACAGAUUUACGGAAUAAUGAGAAAAAGUUGGCCUUGGAUAUGGCUACAAAUGCACAAUGUGCCUCACUGCUUAAAAAGAGACAAGGGCAAGACCUUGUACGAUCGUCUAGCAAUGCAGAAGAAUACCUUGAUGACGAAGACUCAGAUUAGUUGUCGGUUCGUUGGUUGCUCUAUAGUCCCUGCAUUCCAGUGCACAUCUUCAUUUGAAGACAACCCAAGCUAUGCAAAGAUUCAGUGGGAUGGAUUUUUAUCAAACCAGUCUAAUAAAAAAAAGCUUUAGCUUUUUUUUUGUUCUUUUAAACUGCCCCAAAAAUAAAGCUGUGCUUCUGAUUGGUUGGUAUUGGCAACAAGGGCAAGUUUUUUGUAAGACAGGUUAGAUGAGUAAAGCCCAAUAUGUGACAUUAUCCAAAAUGCCUUAUAAUACUGUACCAUAGAUAAAAAAUAAACCCAUUCCAUGUUGUUGUUCCCACCUAAUAGGAUGGCAUUUGGUUGUCCUUUGCCUGCACUUGACUUUUUUUUUAUUUUCAUUUUUUUACGAUUUUUUCUUUGUUGUGUUUUAUGUCUGACAUCUAACUUUGAUCAGUGUCUUAAUUUUCAUCUGCUAAUCUCUUUAAAAAACAUCCUCAUGAUCAAAAUAUCUUAAGUGACUAAAAGAAAUAAAGUUUAACAUAAAUGAAAUGUUUUUACUUAUUUGACAAUCAGACCUUGGUUGUAUUUAACUUUUUGCAUAGAAUAAAUGAUCUUAUAAAUUC
Molecule: messenger RNA, 1379 nt
Organism: Hyla sarda
Lineage: Eukaryota; Metazoa; Chordata; Amphibia; Anura; Hylidae
Gene: OSTF1
Product: osteoclast stimulating factor 1
Exons: 10
Coding region: 133-777 (214 amino acids)
Biological process (GO): signal transduction
Molecular function (GO): protein binding
Source: RefSeq, a predicted model, not a curated record